AUGAAAGCAUCAUGUAAUAAAGAAAAUAUAUUGCCUAAAUAAUAUAAGAUUCCCUCUUCACAAAACCUUCUAUAAACAAACCAAAAUAACAAUAGCAAAGGAAGUUAUAGAUAAAACACAACACGUAAUAAAUAUGUAUGAUAUUAGCUUCAAAACUUAAGAGCUAUAAUAAUUAAUUCGAAGUGAAAAUUUCAAAAAGAUCAAUUUCUUUCAUUGAAGAUAAUUUAUAAAAACAAAAUAAAGAACAAACUAUAGUGUGUUAGAUAAACAAUGAAAAGGAUUAGAAUCAAUCAGAUAGUGAAUUAUCAUAGGAUUCAUUUAAUAUUUGGUAAGAUGAAUGUAAAUAUGAGGAUUUAUUUGAUUUAUUUUAAUUUAGAUUCAAUAAUUCUUAUAAAACAACAGAUCAAUUAUAAAACAAUGCUUUACAUUUAAUAAAAAGCUAUAAAAAGCUUUUUGGAUAUAGCAUUUUUAAAACUAAUAUAGGAAAAAAUCCAUUUUAUCAUAUGCCAAGAAGAAUGAAUUCAUUAAAAUACUUUAAUGAAUAAAAGUAGAAUACAAGAUAUUCAAAAGUAUCUGCAAAAUUCAAAUUGUAAGAAAACAAAUUACCAUUUGGAAAGAAUUCCUACUUAAAUAAUUAAAUUACAAUUUAUAAUAUUAAGGAGAAAAAAUGA
Molecule: messenger RNA, 671 nt
Organism: Paramecium pentaurelia
Lineage: Eukaryota; Ciliophora; Oligohymenophorea; Peniculida; Parameciidae
Source: the annotation of a GenBank genome assembly